GAAACCGGAACAACAACAACACUCAACACACGCAAGCAUGGCCGAUGAACCGAUGGAAGCUACUUCUGUGCCCAAAAAGAAGGGCAAAAAGAAGCAGAAGAAGAAAUCAGAACCUGAAUCUUCUGUGUUUAUCCCGGGACGAGGUCAAAUUGAAGAGGAUGAAGAGCUUAUCGUUGACGAGUCUGCGUAUGUUAUGUUACAUCAAGCAACCACAGGUGACCCGUGCUUGAGCUUUGAGGUUCUCCAAGAUGGUCUGGGCAGACGAGAAAGUUUCCCAUGUUCCUCAUACCUACUGGGGGGCACGCAGUCAGAAGCCGGACAUUUCAAUUAUAUCUUGCUCAUGAAGAUGUACAACAUGCAUAAAACUCAAGUGAAGGAGAAAAACCCGGAUAAAGAGAGUGACGAGGAAGACAGUGAGGAGGAGGAGGAGGAAGAUGAGGGGAUGAGCGAUGAGGAAAGUGAAAACAAAGCGCCUCAACUCCGCCAGACCUACAUCAAACACAACGGUUGUGUAAAUAGAAUAAAGUCUACGACGGUGAACGAUCACGUCCUGUCUGCCUCCUGGUCAGAACACGGUGUUGUGUUUGUCUUCGACGUGACGGCCCAUGUCAACGUACUAGACGGCGCAGAAGACUUGAAAGAAUUCGAAUCCUCACACAGUCAGGUAGCUCCGUUGUUUUCCUUCUCCGGACACCAGAUUGAGGGCUACGCACUGUCGUGGUCGAAACUAGAUCCCGGUCGCUUACUCUCAGGAGAUUGCAACAAGAACAUAUUCCUGUGGAAGCCGACCAACAGCUCGUGGGAGAUCGACCAGAGGCCUUUUGUGGGCCACACAGCGUCUGUGGAGGACAUCAAGUGGUCUCCGAAGGAAAACAAUGUGUUUAUGACGUGCUCUGUGGACAAGUCGCUGCGGGUGUGGGACGCCCGGGCCAGUCCUGACACGGCCUGCAAGCUGGUGGCCUCGGAGGCUCACAUGAGAGACAUCAACGUGAUUGACUGGUCCGAGAACGAACCGCUGAUCAUCUCAGGGGGGGACGACGGCCUCAUUAAAAUCUGGGAUUUGAGAAAGUUCACGAGCGGCGUGGAGGUGGCGGUUUUCGAGCACCACAAGGGCCCCAUCACCUCGGUAGAGUGGAACCCGCUGGACAGCUCUGUGUUUGUGGCCUCUGGAUCAGACGACCAGGUCAGCAUCUGGGAUGUGGCCGUGGAGCGGGACGAGGGCGCGGCCAGCGUCGGGGAGGAGCCGGACGUCCCGCCGCAGCUGUUGUUUAUGCACCUGGGCCAGAAGGACAUCAAGGAGGUCCACUGGCACCCUCAGGUCCCCGGCCUCGUUUUCUCCACGGCUCAGAGCGGUUUUAACGUGUUCAAAACGAUAAGUGUUUGAGCCGGCGGACUAGGGUUGGGAAUUAUUAUGUGAAUAAAUUGCUUUGCAGAUAAAUUAUAA
Aplysia californica (California sea hare) is the source of this 1444-nucleotide messenger RNA. RefSeq names its product glutamate-rich WD repeat-containing protein 1. Lineage: Eukaryota; Metazoa; Mollusca; Gastropoda; Aplysiida; Aplysiidae. The coding region runs from base 38 to 1384 and encodes 448 amino acids. The record is from RefSeq and is a predicted model, not a curated record. The transcript is spliced from 6 exons. Gene Ontology annotation, molecular function: protein binding.